Molecule: messenger RNA, 1468 nt
Organism: Misgurnus anguillicaudatus (oriental weatherfish)
Lineage: Eukaryota; Metazoa; Chordata; Actinopteri; Cypriniformes; Cobitidae
Product: histone H2B-like
Cellular component (GO): nucleosome
Molecular function (GO): DNA binding; protein heterodimerization activity; structural constituent of chromatin
Source: RefSeq, a predicted model, not a curated record
AACGAUUUCCUGCAAAAUAAAUAACUAAAGUGUGCCUUAAAUUUGCGCACUCUAUUUCCAAAGGAACUAUAUUUCAGAGAAAUUGUAUUUUAAAAAGAGCGGGAAAGUAAAACCGCACUACAAUACAUGAUUGCAUUAAAUUCAAACAUUAGGCUGUGGGUGGGGCUACCGUUUUAGCCACUUUGAUUGGCCCGCUCACGUCUUAGCCACACCAAUAAAAUCCAUUCAUGGUGCUUGUCCAAUGGAGACAUCCAAUCAGCACCGUAAGCCUUUAGUCUUUGAAAAUUAGCAUAAACAGAGAAUAAAUACUUCGUCACCAGAGCAGAUCGUUACACACUUUGUUGUUCUUUAUUGAGAAAUCAUGCCUGAGCCAGCAAAGUCCGCACCUAAGAAGGGGUCCAAGAAGGCCGUCACUAAAACCGCCGUGAAAGGGGGCAAGAAGCGCAAGAGGUCCAGGAAAGAGAGCUAUGCUAUCUACGUCUACAAGGUCCUGAAGCAGGUUCAUCCUGACACCGGGAUUUCCUCUAAGGCCAUGGGGAUCAUGAACUCUUUCGUCAAUGAUAUUUUCGAGCGUAUCGCCGGUGAGUCUUCUCGUCUCGCUCACUACAACAAGCGCUCCACCAUCACAUCGAGAGAGAUCCAGACCGCCGUGCGUCUCCUGCUGCCCGGUGAACUCGCCAAACACGCCGUUUCUGAGGGAACAAAGGCCGUCACCAAGUACACCAGCUCCAAAUAAACCUGUUGAGUCUUUCAACACUCCAAAGGCUCUUUUAAGAGCCACCCACUUUAUCAACUAGAGAGCAUCCAGUUUGCUUCAAUUGAUUUAAAGCGUGUUUUAAUGUUUUCAUUCAGAAUUGAACAAUGGGUUGUUGUGUGUAGGUCAUGACUCUUGUUGGUUAAUGUUUUCAUUAUGUGCUUAAAUAAUAUAAAGGGUCAUCAAUUUUUUUUAUAGUGUAAAAAGUUAACCUCAUUGUUACAGGGCUGACCAAAAUUAGUUGAACAUGAUAUUGGAAAAUUGUUAUUGUUUUAUUUUACAAUUUUUAAUGUUAUGUAGUGCUGCUGUUUUAUUAAAGCAUGAUUUUUCUAAUGGUUGUUUUUGUUAUGUAAAAGCAAUAUUCAAGGGGUUGUCAAUGGUCAUGAAUAUUAAUGUGAGUCACACAUGAUGAGAUAAAGACCCAACCCCCUAAUGCUUCAAUGAGGAAUGUUGUGCUAAAAGAAAGAAUUUUUUGAGACUUGGACAAAAUGUUAAUAACAAAGUAGUGUACAAUAAAAUAAAAAUCUAAAUAAGUAUCAAAUGCAGUAGCGAUGUGAGAAAUGCAGCUUUUCAAAGCUUCGAAUCAAUUCAACCAAUCGCUUCGCAAAUUGAUUCAGUUUUUCCGAAGCGUUCGAAACACCACACACGCUGGCGACACCUGCUAGUCAAAAUAGUGUAAAAGCAGCUAGAUCUGUCCAAACAUUUUACAAAAUA